Molecule: messenger RNA, 2008 nt
Organism: Ictalurus furcatus (blue catfish)
Lineage: Eukaryota; Metazoa; Chordata; Actinopteri; Siluriformes; Ictaluridae
Gene: rnf41l
Product: ring finger protein 41, like
Exons: 9
Coding region: 16-1128 (370 amino acids)
Biological process (GO): tumor necrosis factor-mediated signaling pathway; protein K63-linked ubiquitination; regulation of canonical NF-kappaB signal transduction
Cellular component (GO): plasma membrane signaling receptor complex
Source: RefSeq, a predicted model, not a curated record
AGGAUAAUCAUUUUAAUGCAGAAAAAAAAAACAACAACCACACCUUACAGCUGGCAGCCAUGUUGUUCCCAAGGCAACCCAAAGCUUAUCCUCGUUGGUCUUGUAAGAAGAAGAGAGCGUGAAACAGAAAGACAGGGGGGGAUCACCUGGUCUGACAGAAUGGGUUAUGAGUCGGAGCGUUUUGUGGGCUACGUGAACGAAGGAUUGCUGUGCUGUGUGUGUCGUGACGUGUUGGAGGAUCCUGUGCAGGCUCCGUGUGAGCACGCUUUCUGCAGGACCUGCAUUCACGCCUGGCUUGGGAACCAUCGGAACUGCCCCGAGGACCGGCUCCCCCUUAGCAGCGCAAACCUGCGGCCGCUCCACAGAUACAUGCGGAAUGACUUGGCGAGGCUCCAGGUGAAGUGCAUGUAUCGCUCACAAGGAUGUGAGGUCAUCUGUGCGUUGGAGUCCAUUCAUCGGCAUGAGGAACAGUGUGACUUUGCUCUGUAUAAUUGUAGCAGUGCUGGUACAUACACACAUCGAACACGUACACACAACAUCAGGUGUACAGGUGUUAACAAAGUGGAUGGGGAGGAAUACUUGUGUUACCGCUGUGGUUGUCCAGUGCGAGUGUCUCAGCAUUCUCUGGAAGCACACUUGUGUGUGUGUGAGUACCGCAGCAGAGUGUGUGCAAGUGGGUGUGGAUACACACUGUCAAAGGCAGACGAGGCUCAGCACAACUGCAUCUCUGAACUCCGAGCUGAGCUGGACUUGCUGAGGACUGAACUGGAUUGUAAGGUUGUGGAAGUGAGACGUGAGAUGGAGUCCCGGCUGGAUUCUCAGAGGAGACACAUGGUGCAAAAGGAGAACUUACUGAAAAACGAGGUGGAUGAGCUCAAGGGCCAACUGUCCCGUGUGGUGUCGGACGUGUGUGCAUUAUUGGGAGCAGAGCAAACUCGUUGGAAAGAGCUGCAGAGGGUGGAGCUUGAGAAAGCAGAGCUUCUGGAACGUCUGAAGAAUGAGGUUCUUAAACCAGGCACGGCCACACAAACAGUGACGCGUCAUGACGAGGAGCAUCGCAAGCAAAAUCCACAUGGCCCAACAUUAGACUGCCUCAAGAAGAAGAGCAGAGACAUCACGGUUCUCUGAACACCAGCACACACGACUGCACAGCUGUUCGAGGGCCUGCUAACUGUCAGAUUCUCUUGGUGCAGAUACAUGCUGCUAACCAACUACAGUCCCCUGCAAAAGUAUUGGAACAGCAAGACCAAUUCUUUUGUUUUUGUUAAACACUGGGUUUGAGACGAUAUAUGAGAAUUUCAGCUUUCAUUUCCUGAUAUUUACAUUUAGAUGUGUUAAACGACUUAAAACACGGAACCUUUGGUGGCAGACCACCCAAUGUUUAGGUGAGCAAAAGUAUUGGAAGAGAUAGUCUUAAAGUAAAUAGCACUUAAUAUUUGGUUGCAUAUCCCUGGCUUGCAAUAAAUGCAUCAAGCCAGCAACCCACCGUCAUCACCAAACUGUUCCACAGCUUCUUUCACAUGUACACCCAGGGCUCAAGAGUAUUCAGUGCUGUUCAUUGUUUAAACAAUCAAUUUAACAUGGUUCACCUGGACAACAAGAAACACCUGUCGGUCAACAUGUUCCAAUACUUCUGAUCACUCGAAAAAUGGGUGGGUUCAAACAAAAAGUGGCAAAAACUAAAAUUGUUUAACACAUCUAGACGUAAAUAUCAAGAAAUUUAUCGUCUCAUUCAUCUUCUGAUCUCAAACUUAAAUGUCUUCAGUGCACGGCGAAAACAAGAAUUGGCCUUGUCGUUUCAAUACUUUCAGAGGGGACUGUAUGGUUCAAUACUCCAGUGGCAUUUUUCACAAAUGCAUAAGGUGUUCAUAUUAUCUGAGCAGUUUUCUAAAUGAUUUUCCAAAACAAAUUAAAUAAUUAGGAACCUUCACAUAUUUUCACAAUGAUUUAUUUCACAUUAUUUGUCUAUUUUCUCAAACUGGCUCACAAUAAAAUACUUUGCAAAGGA